Equus quagga is the source of this 2374-nucleotide messenger RNA. RefSeq names its product protein phosphatase 2 regulatory subunit Balpha (gene PPP2R2A). Gene Ontology annotation, molecular function: protein binding; protein phosphatase regulator activity. Gene Ontology annotation, cellular component: protein phosphatase type 2A complex; cytosol. The coding region runs from base 310 to 1653 and encodes 447 amino acids. The transcript is spliced from 10 exons. Lineage: Eukaryota; Metazoa; Chordata; Mammalia; Perissodactyla; Equidae. Gene Ontology annotation, biological process: peptidyl-serine dephosphorylation. The record is from RefSeq and is a predicted model, not a curated record.
CCGGCCGGCGCCAUUUUGAAAGUGGAGUCGCCUGCCCCUGCCGCUGCCGCCGCCGUCGCUGUCGUAGCUGCCGCCGCCGCUGCUGGAGAAAGAGCAAGAGCAGGGAAGCCCCAGAGUGAAAUCCACCAUCCUGCUGGCCAGUCUGCCCGCCCCGCCUUCCUUCCUUCUCCCCCGACCCCCACCCCCUCCCCCCACAGGUGCCAUCCGCCGCCAUCCGCCCUCUCUACCCCCCCAUCCCCAGGUGAGGGGGGUGAGUUCAGGAAGCAGAGACCCCGAGGAACCCAGCAGGGUCACCAUUUGCAGCGCAACAUGGCAGGAGCUGGAGGAGGGAAUGAUAUUCAGUGGUGUUUUUCUCAGGUGAAAGGAGCAGUAGAUGAUGAUGUAGCAGAAGCAGAUAUAAUUUCUACAGUAGAGUUUAAUCAUUCUGGAGAAUUACUAGCAACAGGAGAUAAAGGUGGUAGAGUCGUCAUCUUUCAACAGGAGCAGGAGAACAAAAUCCAGUCUCAUAGCAGAGGAGAAUAUAAUGUUUACAGCACCUUUCAGAGCCAUGAACCAGAGUUUGACUACUUGAAAAGUUUAGAAAUAGAAGAAAAGAUCAACAAAAUUAGGUGGUUACCCCAGAAAAAUGCUGCUCAGUUUUUAUUGUCUACCAAUGAUAAAACAAUAAAAUUAUGGAAAAUCAGUGAAAGGGACAAAAGACCAGAAGGGUAUAACUUGAAAGAGGAAGAUGGAAGAUAUAGAGACCCUACCACAGUCACGACACUACGAGUGCCAGUCUUUAGGCCCAUGGAUCUAAUGGUUGAGGCCAGUCCACGAAGAAUAUUUGCCAAUGCUCAUACAUAUCACAUCAACUCAAUUUCUAUUAAUAGUGAUUACGAAACCUAUUUAUCUGCAGAUGAUUUGCGGAUUAAUCUUUGGCAUCUGGAAAUUACAGACAGGAGUUUUAAUAUUGUGGACAUCAAGCCUGCCAAUAUGGAGGAACUAACAGAGGUGAUUACAGCAGCAGAAUUCCAUCCCAACAGCUGUAACACAUUUGUAUACAGCAGCAGUAAAGGAACUAUUCGGUUAUGUGACAUGAGGGCAUCUGCCCUCUGUGAUAGGCACUCUAAACUGUUUGAAGAACCUGAAGAUCCCAGUAACAGGUCUUUUUUUUCUGAAAUCAUCUCCUCUAUUUCUGAUGUAAAGUUCAGCCAUAGUGGUCGAUAUAUGAUGACUAGAGACUAUUUGUCUGUCAAAAUUUGGGACUUAAAUAUGGAAAACAGGCCUGUGGAAACAUACCAGGUGCAUGAAUACCUCAGAAGUAAACUUUGUUCACUGUAUGAAAAUGACUGCAUAUUUGACAAAUUUGAAUGUUGUUGGAAUGGAUCUGACAGUGUUGUCAUGACUGGAUCUUACAAUAAUUUCUUCAGAAUGUUUGACAGGAACACAAAGCGAGACAUAACCCUAGAAGCAUCACGGGAAAACAAUAAACCCCGCACGGUUCUGAAGCCACGCAAAGUCUGUGCAAGUGGCAAGCGAAAGAAAGAUGAAAUAAGUGUUGACAGCCUAGACUUCAACAAGAAAAUACUUCAUACGGCCUGGCACCCCAAGGAAAAUAUCAUUGCUGUAGCUACUACAAACAAUCUGUAUAUAUUUCAAGACAAAGUGAAUUAGGGUUGGCAUUCCUAGCAGAAGAGCCCACUUCCUGCUUAGUUGAGAUAGUUGAAUCUAGCAUUCGUACCUAAAAAAGAGAGAGGUCCAUUGUGGCGCCCCUUUCCAGUGUUUGACAAUGUGCCAUUCGACAACACAUUUUUAUAGCUACAUGGAGAAAGCUCUGUGGAUUCAUCACUGUGGUGUUCUCCAUGUCUGCUAGCCAUUUAGGUAAGGGUAGGGCACUUUUAAUUUAAAUGACUUCUUGCACCAUCUUGCCUAAUGGACUAGAUUGGACUGUAUCAACAUUGAUUUACUCCACUUUUUAUGCCUUCCAUUGUGAUGACGUCAAACACAGUGAAAGCCUUCAGUCAUGCUUACGGGAUUUAAUUGUGUAUCCUCAUUACUGUAUCAUUUGUGGGGUACACCCCUUGCCCCUUUUUUAAAUUAAAUACAGCUCAUUCUUACUGUGGCUUGUAGCAUUCCUCCUCUUCUGGCCUCCUGGACUCUUCCCCUCAUCUCUCCUGCCCUUGCCCCCUCCACCCAUUCUUGGUGGUGGUAUAUUAAAAAAAAGAAAGAACGAAAGCACACAAAAUGAGUCAGUUUGGGGUCAGUGGUAAAGGGGGUAUAUGUUGCGAACAAAUGUUUUAAUAACAGUUGGCUGUAAUCACUCCUUGCCGUGUCUGGCACUGAAAAUAAGGAAAAAAAAAACUACUACUGAAUAAAAGUGACAAAGAAUGGAGAA